UCCCCCGCAGAAGAAUAUACUAGUUGAAAAGGACGUAAAGAUGGACAAAGAUGGUCUCACUGAUCUCUAUGUUCAACAUGCCAUUCCCCUGCCUCAGCGUGACUUACCAAAAAGUAGAUGGGGGAAAAUGAUGGAAAAGAAAAGGCAGCAAAAUGAGUUGAAAAGUGAAAAUAAAAGUGUUACAACGGUGGAAGGUUUAAGGAAACGGCCAUUAAUUGUAUUUGAUGGCAAUUCAACAAGUACCAGUAUAAAGGUGAAGAAGACAGAGAACAGAGCUGCUGAUCGCCUAAAACCUCCUCCAGCUGGAAGCACCACCAACACUGUUAGAAGAUUAUCCGUUCCAUCAAAUGCCUCAACAUACAUUUCAGCCUCCAGUUUAUCAGAGGACGCUAAGCCAGGAAUAAGGAAUAAUGAGGCUAAGCAGAACAGUAUUUCAAAGACUAACAGCAAUGUGCUGGCUAGUCUGAAGGUGUACCCUUUGUCUCCAGUAGCAGGAACUACUGUUGUGAAGUUAAAGAGAACUGUUCCAAAAGAAGAAUCUGAUUUGCCGAAUGACCUAAAGCCUACAGAAGCAAAGAAGAAAAUCCAGCAUGUUACAUGGCCAUGAAGUAGCUAAUGGUGCUUGAAACAGAAAUAUUACUUCCAUAUUUUCAAACAGAUAAGUCAUAUUUAAACAGUUUAAGUAUGAUUCUUUUUAAACCUUACAGCGAUUCAGAUUGCUGUAAAGUUUUAACAAUUUUAAAAGGUCCCUAUUGUAAAGCUGGAGUCAUUAUCACCGGUCACCUUAAGAGUGUAUACUCUUGUACACCAAGUAGCUCAUUACUUCUUUAAAAGGUGGUAGUAUUAAAAUGUACUAAACCCCCCACUUUUAGUUUUCAAGAUUAUUAUAGUUCAUCUCCUGCAUGUCACUACAGUUCACAUAUAUAAAUAUUUUUUUAGUUUGUUUCGGUAAGAUUCAGUUUUGUUCCACUUCUGGUUAAAUAGUUAAAAUAGCUAUUGAGAUUCAGAGUGAUCCCAAGAG
Molecule: messenger RNA, 1021 nt
Organism: Mesitornis unicolor (brown roatelo)
Lineage: Eukaryota; Metazoa; Chordata; Aves; Mesitornithiformes; Mesitornithidae
Gene: TSLIG2
Product: chromosome unknown open reading frame, human C2orf49
Exons: 3
Coding region: 41-607 (188 amino acids)
Biological process (GO): embryonic morphogenesis
Cellular component (GO): tRNA-splicing ligase complex
Source: RefSeq, a predicted model, not a curated record